Messenger RNA from Phanerochaete carnosa HHB-10118-sp, 1085 nucleotides. RefSeq lists its product as uncharacterized. NCBI's taxonomy places the organism in Eukaryota, Fungi, Basidiomycota, Agaricomycetes, Polyporales, Phanerochaetaceae. Gene Ontology annotation, cellular component: nucleus; nucleolus; preribosome, large subunit precursor. The coding region runs from base 18 to 950 and encodes 310 amino acids. Gene Ontology annotation, biological process: ribosomal large subunit biogenesis; ribosomal large subunit export from nucleus; ribosome biogenesis. Gene Ontology annotation, molecular function: protein binding. The transcript is spliced from 5 exons. The record is from RefSeq and is a predicted model, not a curated record.
UUGCUCGAGAAGGCAACAUGGAUGUUUCAGAGAUACUCGCCGAGCAUGCGAGGAAGCAGCAGGCCAUCACAGUGGAGAAAGAGAUACCUCUCGAGGUCGAUGCCGGCUUCUUGACGGUCACAGACACAAAUCCGAUAGAUGAGGAGAGCUAUAAGGUGAACCUCGAGGAAUACAUCCAAUCCACUGCCCGAGACGGUGUUCAGGUCCUCAUCUCAGCACUCUUCAGCCUCCCUACCGUACCGUCUCCAGACGGUCCACUGGCACAGCUCCCACCACCAACGACUCAGCUUCCACGAGCAAAAUCACUGCCGAAGCCCAAGCCGCUGUCAAAAUGGGAGCAGUUUGCGAAAGCGAAGGGCAUCUCGCACCGGAAGAAGGAUAGGAAGGUGUGGGACGAGGAGAAGCAGCAGUGGGUCAACCGCUGGGGGUGGAAGGGCACGAACAAGGCCGGCGAGGAGCAGUGGCUCACGGAGGUGCCCCAAAACGCUGAUAUCGACCAUGACCCUGCAAAAAAGGCCCGUGAGGAGCGCAAGGCACGUGUAUCCAAGAACGAAAAGCAGCACGAGAAGAACAUGCUGCGUGCUCAGCGAGCCCAGGGUUCCUCGUCUGCGCCGACUGACCAGCGCAAGCGUGAGAUUGAUCGUACGCUGGCGACCACGAGGGUUAGCACAGCUAGCAUGGGUCGCUUUGACAAGAAGCUAGAGGGUGAAAAGAAGCUCAAGGGUGUUAAGCGGAAGUUCGAGGCGGCAGAAGUUUCCGCCGAUACAGAAAAGUUACAAAAUAUGUCUAUCCUCUCGAAACUUGACCGCGAGCCUGCGACGAAGAAGGCGAAGGGUGGAGAUGGGGUGCUCAACGUACGGAAAGCUGUCCGUGCGGCAAGCAAGGGAAAAGGCAGUGCCGCGCUGGCGAAGGAGUCCGGUGGAAAGAAGGGCAAGAAGGUCAAGCGGUAGAUAAAAGUGUGCCCUGCCUCCCCGCCUGUGCGCGUUGUUCAUCUUGUGCUACCAUUUCACCACUUGUUAUGGAUAUUUUGAACCCCUCUCUGUACGAGGUACUAUGUUACACAAUGACGGCACACGGUCGCAACG